Molecule: messenger RNA, 3068 nt
Organism: Ictalurus furcatus (blue catfish)
Lineage: Eukaryota; Metazoa; Chordata; Actinopteri; Siluriformes; Ictaluridae
Product: multiple epidermal growth factor-like domains protein 9
Exons: 6
Coding region: 212-1858 (548 amino acids)
Biological process (GO): axon guidance
Cellular component (GO): basement membrane
Molecular function (GO): extracellular matrix structural constituent
Source: RefSeq, a predicted model, not a curated record
AUUGUAGAUAAAAGAAGGGAAUUUUUUUCUGGGGUCCGUGUUGGAUGUAAUGGAGUAGGACGCAGUCUGGAGUGAAAUGUUAUUUAUUAUAUGUAUAUAUAUUAUAUUUUUUUAAAUAACCCAAUGGAAAUUGGAGGACGGAUCGCAGAAGCGCCGUUGUUGUUUGAGGAGAAGGUUUGAUAGAGAGAGAGAGAGAGAGAGAGAGAGAGAGAUGCUCAUGAUGGUGAUGAUGAUGAUGUCCGCGUCUCCUGCGUUCUCAGUCCUCGCGCUUGUGUGCCUCGGGUGGUCCUGCGCGCACGAUGCGGUGCGGAAACCUCGCCAGAUACUCAGCUCAGGUGACGCAAAUCCUCAGUCCAGCCUGCGCGUCCCAGGCGGCGCAUCCUUCACCGGCCUGACUCCAGCGCCCACCGUGCUGUCCGCAGAUGCGCACACCACCAUCGAGCCACCCACCAGCGGUCCCAGCACCCCAUCCCCGGCGCGUCUGGGAGAGGAUUCUGCGCUCCAGGAGCUCCACCAACCCAGAUCUGCGCGUCUGCUGGUACAAAGACGCCAGAGCGCGGUGUCUGAUAAAGCUCAGGACGCAGGGGUUAUCACAACCUCAGACAAUUCCCAAGAGCUGGUGUGUAACUGCAGCACGGAGGGCGUGUUGGACCCGGACGAUUGUGACCGCGACACGGGACAGUGUGUGUGUAUGGCGGGAUACACAGGGCUCCAGUGCGAGGAGUGUGAGGAAGACCACUUCAGCAACGGCACCGUCGGCUGCCUGCCCUGCGGCUGCGACUCAUUCGGCGCUGUCGGUCCCGGAUGUGACAGCUCGGGGACGUGUGUGUGUAAAACGGGAGUGUACGGCCCCAAGUGUGACGACUGCCACCCGGGAUUCUUCCACUUCAGCAGCACAGGGUGUCAGCCCUGUCAGUGCAACGGACACUCCACCUACUGCCACCCGCAAUCCGGUGUGUGUAUGGACUGUCAGGACAACACUCAGGGACAGAACUGUGAGGAGUGUGUCCCGCGCUACUACAGAGCCCCAGGUGGAGGUGUGAAGGACGAGUGUGUGCCCUGCCCCUGUCCCAGCUUCAGCUCUUCAGGCACCUGCCACCUCGACUCCACUGGCCAUGCUGUAUGUGACGAGUGUAAGGCUGGCUUCGCUCCACCCACCUGUGAAGUGUGUACAGACGGCUUUUACAAAUCAGGAGGCGAUUGCGUGCGCUGUGAGUGUAACGGGAACGCCGAUCCUCGCUGGUGGCCCCGGACCUGCCACCCGGAGAGCGGGCGCUGCCUAAUGUGUGCCAACCACACCGCCGGAGCACACUGUGAGCUCUGUGCGUCCGGAUACACAGGAGAUGCUCUCGCCCACAACUGCACAUUGAGAGCCGCGAGACUCCUCCCAGUUCCUACAAGAACAUCCAUCACCACAAGCCCCCAGACCUCCAGCUCUACGUCUGCACCUCCGUCGUCCCUCCUGUCCACCUCCUCUCCCGCCUCCGUCGGCCACAGCAAAGCCCCGCCCCUCCGUUCCGGCCCGGGCGACCCGGCGGCCGGCAACAGCACGGCCUCGGCGCUCGCCGUGGUCUCGUGGACGCAGUUCAACGUCAUCGUCCUGGCUGUGAUCAUCGUCCUGCUGGUGCUGCUCAUGGGCUUCGUGGGCGCCGUCUACACGUACCGCGAAUACCGCAACCGCAAGCUCAACGCGCCGUUCUGGACCAUCGAGCUCAAGGAGGACAACAUCAGCUUCAGCAGCUACCACGACAGCAUCCCGCACGCCGAGCCCGGCGUCCUGCUGGAGGAGGAGCAGUGCUCCGUGCCGCCCAACGGCCAGCUCGCUUUAGCGGCCGCUGCUAACGUUUACAAGGCGUGACAGGAAGCGUCUUCGCGCAGCAGCGCAGAAGCGGUGGGAAAGACGCUUUACGUUUUCAAGAACGCGCUAAGAGUUGCUAACAUCUCGAUCCGGUGGAUCAUUCGGUUAAACCCGCUUAGGAACGUGAAGGAGGAGACACUCGUACGGUUUUACCGCUCUCUCGUCGUUGUCAUGCGCAAAGCGUAAAAGGAGGCGUGUCCACCCAGGAGAUUCGGAAUCGGAAAUUCAGACAAGACGCUAUGCGAUUUCAACAUUUCUCACUGAGAUAACGCUAACAUCUCGCUGCAGCAGAUCAGCCAGUCGAACCGGCCGGUCGAUCGACCGUGUCGUGUCCAGUACGGAGCGCGCUAAUGAAAAUCUCGAAGCUGACAGUAUGUCAUUUUCAAAGACUGGAGGCUGGCUCUAGGAACUGAUGCUGACAUCACAGCGCAGUGAAUCAUCCAUUUAAACCCGUUUUAUUUCUUCCGUGUUAAUGCUAUGUACAAAGCGUGAAAGGAAGUGCGUUUAGAUAAGAUAAAGAAACUAUUCUCAGUCCAGUUUCGUGUGGGAUUUGUGAUGCCGUGGACAAAAGGAACAAAAAUGAGGAAAUGUCUAAUGGAAUUGCCUAAUGCUAAUGCUGUCUAGGAGAUAAUGCUAGCAUUUCAGUCCAGUCGUCUGAGGUUGUAUUUAAAAGAAAGGAAAAAAAAAAGAAAAGGAAAGGAAAACAUGAAAGAAAGCGAGAUGAUGAGAAUCCAAAUCCGAGGAAGUCAUUGUUUGUUUGUUUUUUUUUUUGUGAGGAAAAAAAAAAGAACUUGUGCCAAGAGCUAAUGCGUACACUCAGAUACGGCGGUAUCGAAGGCUUCGUUUCAUACACUAAUGUAAAAUAAAGUGCACCCAGGAGAAUCAGACCCUGAGGGAAAAAAAAAAAGAAAAAAAAAGGUGUUUUACGUUUCCAAAGAACCGCAGUCAGAAGCUAAUGCUAGCGUCUCCGCCCAGCGGCUCGACCUUUCAUUGCUGCCUUGUCUAUGCUGCGAAAGCUCCUUGAAAUCGAAAUAUUUUUUUGACUAAGAAUCGACACUUUAGGAAGCUAAUGCUAACCGACUAGCAUCACUUGCUAGUGAGUUAGCAGGUUAAACCUGUUUAAGGUGCUCUUACUCUAAUACUCAGACCUGAAUACCUAGCAGCUAUCACUCAAAAAAUACGCCAAAAGAGUCAAGAGUCUGGAAUGAUU